AUGCGUACCACAAUGCUGAUGUGGUGCAUGCACACACGCACCGUAAAAAUACCCUACCCACUACUGUGUGCAUGUGCUCUUUUGACGUCAUGGUGGCACGCCCUCAACACCCGCAUGUGCUGUACAAACCUUCCAUCACCAGCACAGCGCACCAGAAGAAUCACACAGGUAAGCCGACCUACAGCUGAUUCGGCUGAUUUCCAGUGUGGAAGUGGCGGGGGUAGGGAAUUUUUAUGGGGUAGGGAAAUCACUUCCUCCCAGCUGUGCAGGAGGAGAAGCUGUGAGCUGAAAGGGGGGCAGCAUGGGAGAGGACCAAGCCCCUAACUCCCAAUAGCCACGGCCAGCAGAAGCCACCCUCCUGCACCUAAAAGUUAGGAAACUGAAGGGUGCCUAAAAUUGUGACCUGUAUGUGUGUGUGUGUGUCAAUGUUUGUAUCUGUGUAUCUGUAUGUGUGUCAUUUUGUCUGUGCAUCUGCAUGUGUCAGUGUUUAUAUGUAUAUAUAUCUGUGGGUGUGUCCUUGUUUGUAUCUGUGUGCCUGUUUAUCUGUAUGUGUGCCAGUGUUUGUAUUAGUGUGUCUGCUGAUCUGUAUGUUUGUCACUGUGUAUAUGUUUGUGCAUUUGCAUGUGUCAGUGUUUGUAUCUGUGUGUCUAUACAUCUGUAUGUGUGUCAGUGUUUGUAUCUGUGAGUCUUUAUAUCUGUAUCUGUAUGUGUCAGUGUUUCUAUCUGUGUAUCUGCUUGUGUGCCAGUGUGUGUUUCAGUGUGUCUUUGCAACUGCAUGUGUGUCAGUGUUUGUAUCUGUAUAUGUGUGUGUAUCUGUAUGUGUCAGUGUUUGUAUCUGUGUAACUGUAUGUGUGUCAUUGUGUCUGUGCAUCUGCAUGUGUUAUGGUUUGUAUCUGUAUGUUUGUAACUGUGGGUGUGUCAAUAUUUGUAUCUGUGUGUCUGUUUAUCUGUAUGUGUGUCACUGUUUGUGUGUGUUUAGAUGUGUAUCUGCAUGUGUCAGUGUUUGUAUCUGUGUGUCUAUACAUCCGUACGUGUGUCAGUUUGUGUAUUUCUAUGUGUGCCAGUGUUUGUAUCUGUAUAUCUGCUUGUGUGUCAGUAUGUGUGUGUGUGUGUAUCAGUGUGUCUGUGCAACUGCAUGGGUGUCAGUGCUUGUAUCAGUGAAUCUGCAUGUGUGUCAAUAUGUGUAUAUCUGUGUGUCUGUGCAACUGCAUGUGUGUCAGUGUUUGUAUCUGUGAGUCUGUAUAUCUGUAUAUGUGUCAGUAUGUGUAUAUAUGUGUUGGUAUCUUUAUGUGUCAGUGUGUGUGUAUAUGUGUAUCUCUGUAUGUAUGUCAAUGUUUGUAUCUGUCCAUCUGCAUGUGUGUCAUUGAAUUUGUGUAUCUAUACAUCUCUAUGUGUAUCAGUAUGUAUAUAUCUGUGUGUGUAUCUGCAUGUGUGUCAGUGUGUGUGACAAUGUGUAUAUGCAACUGUAUGUGAGUCACUGUUUGGCUGGUUGUUACUGUAUGAAUGUUAAUUCAUGGCCAGUUAUUACUGGGUAAUUAUCUCAUCGCCGGCUGUUAUUACUCAGUAUUUAUCACACGGACAGUAUUACUCUGUAUUUAUCACAUGGCCAGUUAUUAUUUGGUAUUUUUCACAUCGCAGGUUGUUAUUACAUGGUAAUUAUUACAUGGCUGGUUAUUACUCUGUAUUUAUCACAUGGCCGGUUAUUACACAGCAUUUAUCACAUUGUUGGUAGUUAUUACUAUGUAUUUAUCACAUGGAUGGUUAUUACUUGGUAUUUAUCACAUGGUUAGUUAGUUAUGAUUACACUGUAUUUAGCUAUCACAUGGUUAGUUAGCUGUUCUUACACUGUAUUUCGUUAUAACAUGGUUAGUUACACUGUAUGUAUCACAUGUUAGUAGUUAUUACACUGUAUUUAGUUAUUACAUGGUUAGUUAUGACACUGUAUUUAUCACAUGGUAGGUUAUUACAUUGUAUUUAGUUAUUACAUGGUUAGUUACACUGUAUUUAUCACAUGUUAGUAGUUAUAACACUGUAUUUAGUUAUUACACAGUUAGCUAUUGCACUGUAUUUAGUUAUUAAACGGUUAGUUAUUACACUGUAUUUAUCACAUGGUUAGUUAUUACACUGUAUUUAGUUAUGACAUGGUUAGUUAUUGCACUGUAUUUAUAACAUGGUUAGUUAUUACACUGUAUUUAGUUAUGACAUGGUUAGUUAUUACACUGUAUUUAUAACAUGGUUAGUUAUUACACUGUAGUUAUUACAUGGUUAGUUAUUACACUGUAUUUAUCACAUGGUUAGUUAUUACACUGUAUUUAGUUAUGACAUGGUUAGUUAUUACACUGUAUUUAUAACAUGGUUAGUUAUUACACUGUAUUUAGUUAUGACAUGGUUAGUUAUUACACUGUAUUUAUAACAUGGUUAGUUAUUACACUGUAUUUAGUUAUGACAUGGUUAGUUAUUACACUGUAUUUAGUUAUUACAUGGUUUGUUAUUACACUGUAUUUAUCACAUGGUUAGUUAUUACACUGUAUUUAGUUAUCACAUGGUUAGUUAGUUAUUACACUGUAUGUAGUUAUCACAUGGUCGGUAAUCCCGGUCACACAGAGCCGCCCCCUAUAACGCAUGCGCGGUGCGGUCUAGUUGCUGUACUCGCUCUCUCUCUCUCUGUAAGAUGGCGAUGCGAGCUCUGAGCGGAGUGCGGCUCGGACUGAGGACCCUGGGAGCCCCGGCCUGCCGCCUGCCAUGGAGGGCGAGCUCGGCACGGAGCCUGGCUACCGGAUCACACUUACUGUCCGGUGAGUGACACUCCCACCACACACACUGCAACUUUUACUGCAACUCAAACUAUGGAGCUCUGCACCUGUGUAAUGCAUGGAGCUCUGUACAAGGACAUAGUGUAUGGAGCUCUGCACCUGUGUAAUGCAUGGAGCUCUGUACAAGGACAUAGUGUAUGGAGCUCUGCACCUGUGUAAUGCAUGGAGCUCUGUACAAGGACAUAGUGUAUGGAGCUCUGCACCUGUGUAAUGCAUGGAGCUCUGUACAAGGACAUAGUGUAUGGAGCUCUGCACCUGUGUAAUGCAUGGAGCUCUGUACAAGGACAUAGUGUAUGGAGCUCUGCACCUGUGUAAUGCAUGGAGCUCUGUACAAGGACAUAGUGUAUGGAGCUCUGCACCUGUGUAAUGCAUGGAGCUCUGUACAAGGACAUAGUGUAUGGAGCUCUGCACCUGUGUAAUGCAUGGAGCUCUGUACAAGGACAUAGUGUAUGGAGCUCUGCACCUGUGUAAUGCAUGGAGCUCUGUUAAUGGACAGAGUGAUUGGAGCUCUGCCCCUGUUUAAUGCAUGGAGCUCUGUUAAUGGACAGAGUGAUUGGAGCUCUGCCCCUGUGUAAGGCAUGGAGCUCUGUUAAUGGACAGAGUGAUUGGAGCUCUGCACCUGUGUAAGGCAUGGAGCUCUGUUAAUGGACAGAGUGAUUGGAGCUCUGCACCUGUGUAAUGCAUGGAGCUCUGUUCGUGGACAGUGAUUGGAGCUCUGCACCUGUGUAAUGCAUGGAGCUCUGUUCGUGGACAGAGUGAUUGGAGCUCUGCACCUGUGUAAUGCAUGGAGCUCUGUUAAUGGACAGUGAUUGGAGCUCUGCGCCUGUGUAAUGCAUGGAGCUCUGUUCGUGGAUAGAAUGUUUGGAGCUCUGCGCCUGUGUGAUGCAUAGAGCUCUGUUAAUGGACAGUGAUUGGAGCUCUGCGCCUGUGUGAUGCAUAGAGCUCUGUUAAUGGACAGUGAUUGGAGCUCUGCGCCUGUGUAAUGCAUGGAGCUCUGUUAAUGGACAGUGAUUGGAGCUCUGCGCCUGUGUAAUGCAUGGAGCUCUGUUCGUGGACAGAAUGUUUGGAGCUCUGCGCCUGUGUGAUGCAUGGAGCUCUGUUCGUGGACAGAAUGUUUGGAGCUCUGACCUCAGCCAGGCACUGAAUGGCAUGGAGAGCGCUGUGUAAUACUGUAUUCAGUUUGUGUUUUAUUUUUUAAGAAGCACUCUGCUCACCCUGAGAAUACUUGCGGAUUGCUGUGUCCGGACAAUUGGAGAAUAUGUUUUUACAUAUAAUAAUAUUACAUGUGUUAUUCACACACCUAUCAUUUCACAUGUAUUGACUGCAGAGCAGCAUUGGAUCCAUUAUCAGUACAUAUGAGUACCUUCUCUUCUGAAUAACUGCUAUACUCUGAAAAUUUGUAAACAAAAAAACAAAUUCUUUCUUGGCUGCACAGACUAAAUGGCCCAUUAGUUCUGAGUCAUUGUACUAAAUCUGUAACAAUCACACUGUCUGCACCUUAUAAAUCUGGAACCAUUUUCACCAUAAAUGUGAAGCAAGUAGCAGGGUUAUUAAUUAGUGUGAGCGUUCUGGAAUUCAAAGUCCAUUUCAAAUUUUAGGCAUUAUCUGGCAGAAGCAAAUCUUCAAGUUAGUUCUCAGUUUUACUGUUUUGGCCUAAAAGUUAAUAUCUAAUUUAAUACUUUGGGAGCACUCAUUUGAUGCAGUUAGGGAUGAGUGAGAGUGUAUAUACUGCUUGCUCCAUGCACUCCCUGUUCUGUAUCCUUUAACCAGUGAGUGGCAGGACAGCACAGCCAAUCUCUGGUCCUCCAUUGCAUUUUGUGAUAAUAUUGAGCUUGUGUCUCUGAAACUGCUAUGUUUUCAGCUGCAGGGUUAAAACUAGAGGGACCUGGCACCCAGACCACUUCAUUGAGCUGAAGUGGCCUGGGUGCCUAUAGUGGUCCUUUAAGCUGAAGUUGUUUUGGCGUUUAUAGUAUCCCUUUAAACCCUUCCCGCCACCAUAAUUUGUUUUGUAGCUCCCAUUCACAAAACUGCAUGAGAACCAUGCAUUAGCCCACUGUCUCAACCAGUUAGUGACACCCCUGUCCUCUCACCUGGCACUAGAGAGAUGAGUUUGGGGUUAAUUAUUCAUGAACGGUUUAGCACCUAAAGGAAAGACAGUGCCAGGGACCUUCUGGCACCAUAACAACUUAAUUCCGAUUAAGUUAUUCUGGUGCUCGGACUGUGUCCCUUUAAAAAUGUAAACAAGGGGGGCGGGGCCUGACAGCCAAGAUGGCUGGUUGCACAUCCUAAGAGCUCUUGCAACAACCGGCAUAAAUGAGCUAAAACUGAGUGACAUUCACGUUAGCAGCACAGGGGGACCGGGAACAGACGCAGGGCAACAUGCCAAACAAAACGGUACCAGUCCGGCUCCGGUGCACCGCUGAAAAACCUCUACCGGCCAUGCGGCCUAAACCAGAGCGAAGCCUGAGGUCCGGGGGAGGCGGACGAUCUCCCGGCACGUGACAAGCUCACAAAAGAGAGCACACUACAGCCCUGCUGCCCGGACCGGCGGGGGACAUCCCGGUCCUCGCUGGGGACGAUUACCCCCAUACCACCGCCUGAACAAGCAACAAAACCCUCAGCCAAAUGGGACAAACAGGGCCUAGCCAAGAUGGCGGCUCAGACGCAGCCUAAGACCAAGCGAACAUCUAUUAAGCCACCCAAGCACACAUUGGAGUUCGUUGGCCGGCUAUGCACCUACCUCUGGGCAAAGUUUAAAGCCCGAACACAGAUCUACAAGCUAGCACUGAAGGAAGUGAUGGGGUGGAUCUGCCCGGCUACCCGGUGCCACCUGCAAGGAAACCGACCCUGUAACUCCCGAGUGACCUCCCGAUGGAGACAAAGCCGAAGUUCAUCAUGGCGGGAACCGGCACCGGGGCCCUCGGACAGCAGCACUCACGACCCAAAGCUCCAGAAGAGGACCCACCGGCUCCCCGACCAACCUCCCACUCGGCGAUUCCAACAACCCUCAACCAGCAAAGUGCAACACCGCACGUGGAUGCACACACAGCCCGCUGCGACGUUGACCAGGAAGCAGCGAGGAUGUCGGCAGGGGGACGAAACCAGCGGAAAGCCCUUCCACAGCUCACCAGAGAGGGAACCCCGAUGGGGCACAUACCCUGUCACGCAAGCAAAGCCACUAGAAAAGGCACCGGGUGACGCGAACCAGACUGAUACACUCAGAGGCCCUGUUCGAGACGCGGGGAUCAUUACUUCACUCAGACGGAGAUAUAAAGUAUCUCAGUGGCAACUUCACCAAGGACUCUGGACUAUGGAUAAUCAUAGAUCAUCAUACACACGGACUCAGCAAGAUCUUACAGGCUAUCAUAACACAUCUUAGACCCACGCAGCAGUCACCCUGCUCGCCUGGACGGUCUCUCUCUCAAAGCCAGAGGUCCUCAGAUUAACCUAGCCCGGAUAGGAAGCACCCACUAGGCUCCUAUUAAGCCACAUCGUUUUAAUGUGUUUUAAGCUAUGUUUCCGUAGGGGUGCUUUGAUUAUCUUUGCCACAGAACUUGGCCUCACAAGGGUAUUUACAACUUGCAUUUCAUAAUAAUUUUGCUAGCAUAUUAUUAUAGCCUGCAAUAUAGUAACCUGGCACCCCAGAUUCAGACAUCUUUAACUAAGCUAGUGUGCCAUAUUUGUGAUAGAACCGAUUUUGUUUAAGCUUGUGUACCACCUAUCUACUUAACCUCUCAUGCACUGUUAAAAGCAUGUUACUAGCUAUUUCAGCGUUUACACAAGAGAAAGUUCCUCUCCCAAGCAAGCUGUAAGCAUACGGCCUCCUGAACCAUGCCAGUAAAAAUGCAAACAACUUAGGCACAUCACCCUAAAAUACUCGACUGUCUUAAACCUUGUUUAUCACUGUUUAUAGCAUAUCUUGACUCACUCAUGUUCCUCUCGUGUUAUAAAAACAAACAAAAAAAGUGCAACAUCUCUCGAUUACCUAUGCAAACUGUUUCAUGUGAUGUAUAGAACUCAACAAAUAACUGCAUAUGCAUGUACCUUACUCUGCACUCAAAAAUAAAGAAUAAAUAAAAAAAAAAUUAAAAAAUUUCCUGUGAGAACUUUGCACAGUCGGACCAAUUAGCAGGGCCUUAAUCACUAAUCCAUUGUGAUGUGGGAGAUGGGGUCUUGCCAAGAAUUGCUAGGGGCAGAGUGCAACUUUUGGAAACUCUAUCCUGGUAGCUAGAACUUUGAAACUUCAAAAGCCAAUCUAAUCAGGGGUGGCCAAAAAUGAUGUAAAAUGGGGCAUUGUGUGUCUAUAAAUUGGGAUAACUAAAUAAAUUGCUCUGUAGCAAGUGGCUAGCUUGGAAAAAUAGAAAUCUCAACAAUGACAGUUUUACGUCUUGUGUAUAUUUUUCUGACUGUACUUUGCUAUUUCAGUCGUGAUCUGGUUUGAACCAGUGGCUUCUGCCAGAGACUGUGCAAGUUUUCUAUUCUCUGCAAAAUUCUGCUUCAAUGCUUGCAUCAGAUGAAGUGAUCCAUUUGUAAUUCAAACAGCAGAUACGUCAACGCAUCAGAGUUUGGGCCUUCUGUUUUGUUCUAGGGACAGAUUAAAGUGUGUGAAUAAUAUUUAAUACAUUUAUUAAGUACUAUAUCUAUCUGUAAGGUGCAUUUUGUGUGUGUGUGUAUGUGUGUAUAUAUGUGUGUGUGUGUGUGUGUGUGUGUGUGUGUGUGUGUAUAUAUAUAUAUAUAUAUUUAUUUAUUUAUUUUUUUAAUUUCCUUGUCUUGUAUAAAGAAGAACCUGACUGUUUUCUGAAAACGUUAAAACAUGUUAAAUUAGUUUCUGUGAUUCACCGAGAAAAAUAAAUCACAGUAAUUUUUACAUGCGGAGGAGGUAGGGCUACCGGUUUGAACUACUAAAUCAUGACAAGCAUGUAGCACUCAGCAUUUACCGAGCCACCAAACGCUUCCUGUGUGCCUUACAUCAUGGGCAAGAAGGCAAAGAAAUCUAAUGUUGAUCCCGGCUCGGGUUCCCGAGACAUCGGAGCUUUUAUGCGCAUGGCCACGUGGCCGGACCCGUGCAAGAUGGCGCCGGCCGGGGCCUCUAGCUCACCUUCGUCAGACGACGAGAGCCCGACAGCCACUUACUCCCACCAAAGGUACAAGCAAAGCCCGCAACACCCACGGAGCUAGGUGACUCAGCUCCUUCCACGAAAACCGACCUAAAGGCUCUAGUAAAGGAAAUACAAGCAAUGUUCCAUGCUGACAUGGCGCUGAUUAGGGAGGGAAAUCUCCGUGCUCAAAGGAUGGGUGAAGACAGUGGCAGAGGACCUCAAAAGUGCUGGGGUUGCCCAACUGCCACGGAUGCAGCCCUGGGAUCACUGCAAAAGCAGUCCAGCACCCUGACUUCACAACCAAUAGUUUUAUAUAUUAUUAUAUUAUACUAUUCCUGAAAAGUCGGGAUAAAAUCCUCACUAAUAGGAAAUGAUUAAUUCGGGUUAUGAUGUAUAUUGCCAAAGCACCUGAAGUUAUCUGGUAUUAACAGAGCAUACAACAACAAAAUAAUGAGCAGAUAGUAAGUGAUAGGCAUACAGGAUCACAUAUUCGAUAAUAAAUCACUGAGAGUAUUAUAUAUAUCUCUAUCUCUGUGCAAAAAGGGAAUUUAGACAAGACAGGAUGAUCAGCAGACAGUGGAUGGAAUACAUAAAACAUCAAAUACUGAAUCCUGGUUUACUGACAACCGGGGUUCUAAAAACAUAGCAUAAUAAUAAAUAUAAAUGCAGACGCUAAGCUGUAACAGAGGAAGCUAUAACUAGACUGUUAAAAUGGUUCUAGCUCCUUGUUUAGGCCAUUAGGUGCCAUAGAAUUAAGCUUAAAAAUCCACAUAGACUCAGCCUUAAAGGGCCACUAUAGUGCCAGGAAAACAUACUCGUUUUCCUGGCACUAUAGUGCCCUGAGGGUGACCCCACCCUCAGGGUCCCCCUCCCGCCCGGCUCUGGGGAGAGGAAGGGGUUAAAACGUACCUUUUUUCCCAGUGCCAGGCGGGGAGCACUCCUCCUCCUCUCUGCCUCCGAUCCUCCUCUUCGGCUGAAUGCGCAUGCGCGGCAGGAGCUGCGCGCGCAUUCAGCCGGUCUCAUAGGAAAGCAUUUACAAUGCUUUACUAUGGACGCUUGCGUCUUCUCACUGUGAUUUUCACAGUAAGAAGCACGCAAGCGUCUCUAGCGGCUGUCAAUGAGACAGCCACUAGAGGAUUUGGAGGCUGGAUUAACCCUAACAUAAACAUAGCAGUUUCUCUGAAACUAUGUUUAUUUAAAAAAAGGGUUAAUCCUAGAGGGACCUGGCACCCAGACCACUUCAUUAAGCUGAAGUGGUUUGGGUGCCUAGAGUGGUCCUUUAAUCAAUUCCCUUUUUCUUUUUGCACCAUCCUGAUGUGGAGGAAUAUGAGCUAUCCCCAUUACUUUAAUUCCAGAAGGAUUCUUCUCAUGAAAGAUUUGGAAAUGUCGGGCCACCGAGGACCUCGUAUCAUUAUGAAUUAUUGCUGGUCUAUGCUCACGAAACCUACAUUUCAGUGGCCUGGUCAUUUGACCCACAUAUUGCCGCCCACACGGGCAGGUUAGGAGAUACACCACAAAUGGGGUGCUACAGGUGAUUUCAGAUUGAACAGAAAAGGUUUCUAAACUAUUGUAGGGACUAAACAUAGAAAUUUGCAGCUAACCAGCAACCUCCAGUUAAUAGUUAAUCUAACAGUUUGUGCAGUCAUGAGGAAUUUAAGCUAAAUUAUAAAAUUGGGUGUAUAGUAAACAUGUGGUGUUGUUUUUGUUGAAUAAUGUUAUCUCUGAAUACCUUUUAAUGCACACAAUGUAACUUGUAGCAGUCUAGUGGUAAAACUAUUACUCCCGUAUUGGGUAGAUUAUGUGGUUCACCCUAUCCAGCUCUUUGCUGAACAGAUAUAACAGAUAUAUGGUGCAGGCUGUAUCUUGUCCCCCUUCAUUUUAUACAUUAAAGCGGCACUGUCAUGCCGAAUCCCGUUUUUUGUUGUUUUUUUUUAACCCGCCUCCACUACAUCCAAUUGACCCACUAGUCAAUAGGGGGGGGACCUACUAAAUUUACUAAUACUAAGUAAUCUUUACUUAGUAUUAGUAAAUUUGUCUGAAAGACCAAUUUAGGUCUUUCAGCCUUUUAGUAGAUAGCUCCCUGAUACCGUGGGAAUUAGGGAGUAUCUACUAAGCGGCUGCCAGAUGCAGCCGCGGCAAUGAAUAGGAUCAGAGUUUCAUUCCUUCGAAUGAAAUUCCGACACAAACAAAGUGCCGAAUUGCGUUCUAAAAGAAACGAACAUACUGUUCUCAUUCAGUUAGAACGCAAUUCGGCAGUUUUAGCUAAAAUGACAGGAAGCAUCGCGGGAACACAGAGGAAAGCUAGGGAUCAUGGGAAAAUUGCUCUGACCAGCGGAAAUGAAGCACACUUUGCUCCUCCGCUGGUCAGAGAAGGUCAAGCGGAGGAAUCCUCCAUACGGCAAAGAGUCCCUACUUUGUCUUAUGAUUUUAAAGAAAACUAAAUAUGACAGGAAGAAAAGAAUAACAGAUCCUGAGAGAGGGGGAGAAGAGGGAGAGAUUGAGGAAAGGUAAGUUCGGCAUGACAGUGCCGCUUUAAGUGCAGUGGUUUAGAAUGUGAUGUUUCCACUCUAUAAUGUGUGAAUGCAAUAUUUCUCCAUGAUUGAGCAAAUAGUUCAUGCCAUGUGUAUGCUGAGGGUUUUUAAAGAAAUGUUAUUGAUUUGUGUUUGCAUUACGUACCUUCAUUCACGUUAUUUAUUUAUUUUGGGGGGGAGGGGGUGUGCAUACGCAGUUUCCCCCUUGAAUGACUGCUUUUUACUUUUAAUCUAAUUAGAGGAGAAGAAUGGCUGGCUGAACUCAGCCACUUCCUGGUCUUUGUAGAAAUGUUUGUUUACAACCACCAGGGGCCGUUCAGAGAGGAGUCUAUAUUUGUAUUAGUUUCUUUAGACUUGCCGGGGCUCAUUUGACUUGUAUUUCUAAAAUACUUUACUAUUUAGGCCACCCCUGCUCUAACCAUUGUUUUAGAAUGGUUUGACUUCUCACCUGGGUUUUGCGAGGCACUGCACCCUGCUGAGAGCUUCUGGCUACAAUGGUAGCAGAGAGCAGUGCCUAGUGCAGUGUGCUGUAGUGGUUAUGGUGCUCGGAAUGAACUUUUAUUAGUGCACCAGUGUUGCUCAAUGUGCUUUAACCUACUAUGCAAUUUAAAUGGUGUUCUUGCCCUGUCAGAAAUUUUGUGUGCGUUAAAUUAAAUAAUUGUGCCUCCUCAGUAAGAAUAUAAAGUGGUGUGUGUGUGUGUGUGUCCCAAAAAUAUGUAAUUUUCCAUAAUAAUUUUUUUUUUUUUUUAAACUUUGUGUAUCUCUAUAAUGCUGCUUGAGAAGCCUGAAUUAAAUGCAUUAUAAUUUUGGUAUAAUGCAGAAUGUAUGAUCAUUUUACCACUUUCAUUGCAGCUCGCAAGUUCACAGACAAACAUGAAUGGAUUUUAGUUGAAAAUGGAGUUGGGACAGUUGGAAUCAGUAAAUUUGCUCAGGUAUCGAUCUGUGUAUGUCUGUCGAGUGAUCUUUGAAAUCUGUAUCUGAUUAAAUUAGCUCUAGCAGUCACUGCAUACCUCAGUGUUGGUCUGUUUUGGACUUUGUCUUUUUUUGAUGAGGCCAUUGACAUUCUUUCGGUCAUCAGUUAAUCAUGGAAUGUCUUCAUAUUCAAGUACAAACAAUGCAAAUGGAAUUUAUAGGGCAUGCAUGGAUAACUUUGGCACUGCACGUUUCUGUGAACUACAGUUCCCAUAAUUCUCAGCAAGCUUCAGAAAAAAUAAAAUUCACAAGCCAUUCGCAUGUUAGCCAUCACUAUUAAAAUACAUUUGAUUGUGCCCACCAAAUGCUCCUAGGUCCCCUGUAACCCUUCAUUUAACCUCUUUCUUUUUUUUUUUUUUAUUCUCUGGAUCGAUGGCCCAGGCACGCCAUCUUUGUGUUCCCAGAUGACAUGUCCCGCAUGGGCUUCAUCUGCCCACACUAGUCUGGCAGAUUUUAACCUCCCUUAUUUACUAAUAUUUAUUUUUAGACAAUCUUUAUUUAUAGAAUUUAAGUAGGACACAACAUGGCAGGCAUACCACAGAGAAAGAGAAAAAACAAUAUGCAGUGUAUACGUUGAUGUAUUAAUCAAACCUUUAUACAUGUGAGUAAACUGUGUUUUUAUAUAUCAUGACCUUCCUGUUGUGGAAUAUGCUCCAAGCACGUGAUGGCAUAGGUCUAGCAUGGACAUAAAGUAUUAGUGCUGUGGACAUUUCCCAUUUUCUACUUCCAGCAUUAAUCAUUUAUUCAUUCAAUAUGGUCUUAACAAUAGUAUAGUAUAGGGCCAACCGAAAUCUGUUGGCUCAAUCUGGCUAGCUUCCUUUGGUCUCCUGAAUGUCGAAACAUGCAGUAGAAGCGGUAUACCCACCACGGUCCCUGACCCACUGUAUAAGGCUAGUCUGGCUUCCGUUCCCAUCCACAGCAAGCGACCAACUUGCUUAAGUCAAGCUCACCUAUGUCCAGCCAGUUUGGCAGUCAUAGCGUUAACCAGCCUGGAGUAACCAUUAGAGUGGGCUAGCAUUCCACCAAUAUCUCUUGUCUCCCAGGGUCACUGGGGUGUGCUUUGGGCUAUGUACUGAGGCCAUUCUCUUGCCCCAUAAGUUUCUGUCAGUGUCAUCGAUCCUCCGUCAUGGGAACUAACUGUUCUAUCCUACUACGGAUAUCCGCUUUACAGCCACCACGACAAUGAAUCCAGCAACUGGGUUACCCGGGGACAGUGGACCGCUAUUCAGGGGCAGAUCUAGUAUCUCCUGUCCUCUUCCACUUCAAUUUCACUUGUGACAGAGGCCGUGCGAGUUCUUAUCCUGUGAGAGAGAAAAUCUCUCCAGGGUGCUCACAAGUAUUUUUUACUUGGUAUUAAUAAAGUUGGCUGAAAGACCAAUUUAGUUUUUUUAGCUUUUUAGUAGAUUGCCAUUAUAUGGCAAUCCCACAGGGUACCACUUCAGAGGGUAUCUACUAAACAAGUGCAAGAUGCAGCUGCGGCACAAAUCGGAAUUUCAUUCUUCCAAAUGAAGUUCUGAACCAAAAAAAACCUUAAAUUUCAUCUGAAAGCGAAUGGACAAACUGUCGACAUUCUGUUUGGACAAAAUUCGGUAAUUUCGCCCGUGCCCUGUCUACAUGACAGGACAUUCGGAAUCGCAAAAGGAAGUAAUGCAAAAAUACGGACGUAGGGUGAGUAUUGUGGGAAAAGCUCCUCCUUGUGUCAAAGUCAAGCGUACGAAAAAUACAUUGUCUUGUGUUUUAAAGAGAACUAGUCAAAAAUAAAAGUGCAGAUUCCGAAAGAGGAAGAGAAGAGGAAGCAGUUGGGAAAAGGUACGUUUGGCGUGACAGUGCUGCUUUAAAUCCAUCGUGUUGGCUAAAUGGCUAGCGAAUGUACUAACUAGGUUUCUAUUUUAACUUGAUUUGAGCUGUUUUCACUAUGUUGUAUAGGGACUCUAUAGUUCUCAGAACCAGUACAGCUUAGUGUAGUUGUUUUGGUGUCUAUAGUCUGUUCCUGCAGGGUGUUUAAUGUAAACCAUGCCUUUUCAUAGAAGCUACCUGUAGUAGCAGUCACUCCGACGGCCACUAGAGGUGCUCCCUUGAUUCAAUGCAUCUCUAGGAGGUGAUGCUGAUUGGUGCAGUGUUUUGCUGCGCAUGCACAAUAUCCUCCCAAUCAACAAGAUUGAUUCUCAGCCUUGGAGGCAGGGCCCAGCCACGGCUAGACCAGUGCGGCAUGGGGAAAUAAGGGGAGUUAAAUUACACUAUCAUUGCCCUGAUUGGGGGGACCUAUAUAGCGACACAGGCACUAUAGUGUCAGGAAUACACGUUUAUAUCCCUGGUCCUAUAGUGUUCCUUUAAAUACAAAGGGAGGAAUGCUAGACUAUCUUCUGUGCAUAUUCAUACUAGAUAUGUGAGAGGCAGGGUAAAUGUACAAUCUACAAAUGACGCUUUGUAGAUAAAUGUGAAUGUUGUAAUUAUGUAAAUAUACACAAUCUUUAUUUUAAGUUAUUUGUUCAUGCUUUACUACAAUAUUUGGGAAAUGAAAAGCUUUAGACUGCAUACAGUGUCCUUUAUCUUGCAAUAUUUCACACAGGGUCUGAAAUGUCAAAGUAUAAAAAUGCUAUUUUAUCACAUACAGUAGGUGUGACAAAAUAAAUAAAAUGGUUAAAUAACUUGUUUAGAUGUAUUUGGGAGAACCCUGAAUGCAUUAAUAGCAGUAUAGCUUACUGAAAAUGUAAAAAACAAAAUACAGUAAAGCCGUUAAAUCCUGAUUUUUUUUUUUAUAAUAUAUGAGGAUCUAUGGACUAAAUUUUAUUCUGCAAAAUGCAUGAAUUUAAAAAUGUUUAUACUCUUUUGGUAGUGAAGUAGUUAAACUGGAGAUUGUCUUACUGAUUAGUUCUAUAAAUCAAUGUGACUUUAAUCAAGGCUGUCAUGAUUUGCAACUACAUAGAAUUAGUAUGUGCUGUAUUUUUAAUUUCUUUAUUUCCUAUACAAAUGCACAAAUAGAGCUUAUUCUAAUUCAACUGACCUGCUUCUGCUCUCCAUAAUUCUCAUAAAUUAGAUUUUGUAGUUUUAAAAGUUUUUUUUUUGUCACAAAUUGUGUUUGUAUUUUACAUGAUUUUACAAUGUUCCUCCCUUUUUAUUAAGGAAUCAUUAGGAGACGUGGUUUACUGUGGUCUUCCAGAAGUUGGAACUAAAUUGAAAAAAUUGGGUAUGUAUGGUAUUUGUGUGUUGGAUACAAUCAGGGAUGCAAUUCAGUGUGAAUUCUCUGAGAAGGGGCAAAAGCUUAGAGAAACUCUGUAUCUUUUUAUUUUCUAUUUAUUUUUUUGUAAAUUUGUAUUUUUGUAGUGUUGAAGAGUAUACAAUCACCUGCUUUGUCCCAACAACAUUAGAUAACACAAUCAUACAGGUAGCAUAAAGACAUUAGUGGUACGUGGAGAUAAGUAAUGUACAAUUGUGAUGGAACAGCACAACAUUUUUUAGUGUAAAGAGUAGAAAAAAGGAGUUAUAUCAGGUAGACACAUAACUGGAGUAUCAAAGCGUGGCAAGGUUAACUCCACAGCUAGACUGCCACAGUGUUAUAAUGUUAAGAUAAAUAAUUGCAGGCUAGUCCGUCAGGAUACGGUUACUGUGGAAUAAACAUGCUAAGAACUGUGUAUAUCAAGCUAGACAUUCUUGAAAAGAUUAAUAUUAAUUUUUAAGAGUGGAUUCCACCGAAAGUAAGUCACUUUAGUUCCCCACGAUCUGUUUUGCCUGAGCGGUAUGUCAGGUCAGUGUAAUGCUUGGGGCGUUCCCCAGGCUGGACCUCAUCAGCGUUGCUAUCUGGAGUGUUAUUAUCCAGUCAAGCAGGUGUUAUGAGUGGGGAAACACUGCUUGGCAAUUAUCACAGCCAUCUUCUAAUAUUUGGUGCGAGAAAUAGUUGUACUAUAGGCAAGGAUCGUGGUAAAGAGAUCACUGAGAUUCAGCAGACUAUCUCCCUCCCUUCACAUUGAAAGCUCUGCGAGUUAACUUAAACCAAACAGCAAAAAUAAUACAAGAAAAAAAAUCUUGGUGUGUCAGCAUGUAUGGGCAAAACAGUGUUCAGUAGCUGCAACAAGGAUAUGCAAGAGAGGCAGCAUCUGGAAAUACCGGUUUAGUGUUCACAGUCAUCCAAUGCCUAGGUUCGUCAAUGAAACGGCGGGGAGACGGAGGAUCCAUAUGUCAACAGCAAAGUGCGGGCGGCAUGGGUCCUCUCUCCAGGCCCAGGCCUGUUGGAAGGUCCACAUAUCUGGUCCACAGACUCUGGUGCGCUGUGUGGCCGGGUCUUUUCCUUUGCAGGCGCUGCGGAAGGCAUUGAUGUUCUGUCGCCGCCAGCAGCAGGUGGUCUUCCGGCAUGGGUGGGUGCCUUCAGCCUGGGUUGGCAGGCAGCGUGGGUGGCGUGUGCUCUGUGCUGGAUUCUGCACGAGUGAGGCCUGCUUGGCCCUUUAUCACCAUCCCUCCUCACCUCCUUCACAGAUUUUGGUGAUUGAGGUGGCAGGGGUUGUUCCAGCUGUUACCAGAAUCGCUGAAAUGUCUUGUCCAGACAUUGUAGGGUGCGCUCAACCAUCUCACCGCCGGGGUCCGCAUGUGUUGGUGACGGUUGUGGUAAGGCCUGGUGCCAAUCGCGGGCAGUGAGAGUCUGUGAAUGAGCGUGCAUCAUGUUGGUCCACAGGGGGAGGGAACGGGUGCCCUUGCUGAAAAUCUCCGCUGUUUGCUACGAUGGGAGAGUAGCCGUCUCUCCCACACCGGCCAUGCUUGUAGGCGCAGAAGUCGCUUGGACGAAACCAGCAGGUUAGUCUGCAUAUUUGGUAUCGGCAUGUAGGGCUUAUUGUCCCCUUUUACCCGGCAGCAGUUAUUGGAUCAGUGGUCUCUUGGUAUUGUCGGUAAUCUGUGAAAUCUGCUACCGUGAGCCAGGAACUGCAGUAGCAUACGACUGCUCUGCUCCAUGGUCAGGUCCCAGGUCCCACUCCGUAUCUUGCCCUUUAACGUAGUCCCUGCUAUGAUCUCAAAAAUGUUUUUGCUCACUUGUGCCAUUAUAGAGAGAGCAUAUACUAUUUGCAGAUCAGACUGAUCCUACCCAAGACAUCGCCCAGAGCCAAAACGAUCGUCCGAGUUGCUGUGUCUCUCACACAGAGGGAACUUACUGACAUUUUUUAAUCUGGAGAGGAUCAGUCUGAUAUACAAAUGGUACAGGUUCUCUCUGUAACGGCAUAAGUGCCCAAAAAACAUUUUUGUGAUCUGAGUGGGUUCUUUGUUUUUUGCACCUCACUGUGUGUGUGUGUCUGUGUGUACCACUAACAGUGGGUAGCACUUUUUUGUUACUUUAAAUGCAGUCUUAGUUACCUGAGGGCUAGUUGGAUCAGGUAGGCACUGGUGGGAAUCCCACGGUGCUGAGGUACCUAGGGUCUGUUUGUUUGGCUAGGAUUGUGAGGCUUAUGCUUUCUCUCCCCUCCCUCAUAUAGCAAUCACCAUAUGUAUUCCCCAGGUACCACGGAUCUCUCUGAGCCUAAUUUACCCUUCCUGUUUGGCAACCCUGUACAUACCUGUUAAGGCUUUUUCUCCUCUGGUAUUAGUGUACUUAUUUAUUUUUUGUGGUUUAAGUUAAAUGUAACUCAUGUUAUACAAUAAAUGUUGCUUUGAUAUUCACUGCCUUCCCCUCCCGAAGUGCCUUAGUACACGUCCCUGGUGUUUCCUGUUUUGGUUCUAUAAGUGGUCAGUGUUUACAUUACAGAUUAAGGAUACCUCCAGUGGCCACUCCUCACAUGGCUGCUAUAGGUGCUUCCUGGGGCAGUGCUGCACAGUGUGCAGCACUGACAUUCAGUCUCUCCACCCUCUGCAUGCAGACACUGAACUUUACUCACAGAUUCAUUUAAUCUCUAUGAGCAGAUGCUGACUGGUCAUGGUGGCCUUUGGCUAAUCCAUUAGUUAAUACUAUAGAGUCCUCUGCAACCCAUCCCUUAUGUGCUACAGGUGCUGUUAGCCUGAGCAGUAAUGGACAGCUGUUAUUGGCUGAGAGUGUCAGCUGACUGCUUUCAGCCUAUCAGAGUGCCCAUUGCUGGUAUGAAUUGGUAUCGUGUGUAAUAUCUACCACAGCCAUACCUUUAUUUAGGGCUGGGCUUUGGGUGGCCAGUGACAAUUAUUCAGUGUUCUUAUUAAGUUUAAACUAAAUAGAUUAAUAUAGGGAAAGCGCCAGAAGACUAUAACUAAUGCAAUGAGAUGAAAUUAAGUGCCUACAGCGUCCCUUAAAAUAUAGUGGAUUCAUGAUCUGCUUUUCUGUUAAUUCAUAAAGUCUUAUAUACAGAGUUACAAAACCUAAAUUAAAAACUUGCUCCUAAAUGGACUGCAGACUUGAACAAAGCUUGAAGGCACACAAUCUGAAUAUCAUAUUUUUAUUUGCCUCUUAAGCCAAUUGUGUGUGUAUUCCAAUUUAACUCCUGAAUAAACAAAUAUUGUUGUACGUGGGCACAUCAUUAUUGUCACACUAGUUAUAUUAUUAUUUUGUAUUACAUGCCGACUCCUGCAUUUCACCAAUUUGUUUUCCUGGUAUUGUUUUACAGAGGAGUUUGGGACUUUAGAAAGUGUUAAAGCUGCUAGUGAACUUUUUUCUCCAUUGACGGGACAAGUCACGGAAAUAAACGUUGCGCUGGCGGACAAUCCAGGCUUGGUAAACCAGUCGUGCUAUGACGAAGGUAAAUUUCUGCUUUGUGUAAAUGUUUGUUCCAGAUCACCCAUCGUCUAUUAAUACAGUUCCCACAACGGACAUGCCGGAGCUCUUUUCUGCUAGAAAUUUUGUCUUUUUCUCAAAGUGAUAGUCUCUCCAGAUUUCUGUAGACAAAAUGUUGGACCAUUGCAUGCAGUGGUUGAACUAAAGUAGAGAGGGCCCUAGUGUAAAAAAAAAUAUAUUUUGCAAGGAUGGAAAAAAGUAAACUGAUCCCAAUCUGUCGUACAUCUCCCAUAAUGUUUUCCCAGCUGGGGAUCUACUACUUGCCUGUCCUUGCAGGGCUUUAUUCUGCAUGUUUUUGUAUGGAGUGUGUGAAUGUAGGGGUGUAUUUGUGUGUUCUGUUGCCAUUUAAAAGGUUUACUUGUUUUAUAGUGUUUGCUUGGAAUGUAGGGUUGUGUCUGUAGUGUUGAUGUUUGAAUGUUGCGAUGUAUGUACAUAUACAUCUAAACUACCACACUGACACUUAUACAGAUACACUUACAGACACAGGUGCAAAAUGUACACAUUUUAAGCCACCCUCCUGUUUCCUACCUUUUGGGUGCAGGAUGGUAGCUUCCCUGGGUCCAGUUGGCUAGCUGGGGUUGUUUCGAGCAAGAGACAUGUAACCUAUAGUUUGUGCUGGGGCAGAUGCCACACUAACAUUAUUUAAACAUUGCUUUCUCUCUCACUGUGGUGGCUGGGACUGUCUCUAACUGAGGCACGUUGGGCAAAAUAGAUUUGGUGGGCCAAAGCACUUUCUGACUGCAUGCAUUUUGGGGUAUAUAUGAUGAACUUUAAUUUAUUAAUCAAAUACAAUGUAUCAAUGUAAUUUUAUUUUAUUUUUUUUAAAUUACAUGGUACUGCUUUUAAGUCGUGUACAAUGUAGAUUAUUUCUGAGUUAUGUGAAUUGUUUGAAUGUUGUCUUGUGCAAUCAUUCUAUAUAUAUUUAUAUAUUUAUAUAUAUAUUUAUAUAUAUAUUUAUAUAUAUAUAUAUAUUUAUAUAUAUAUAUAUAUAUAUAUUUAUAUAUAUAUAUAUAUUUCAAAGAGAUGGUAUGAGAUGAGUGACAAUGUGAUGUAACCCUGUUUUGUUUUUGAUUCAUUAGGAUGGUUAAUCAAGCUGACUGUGGAUGAGCCCUCUGAACUGGAUGACCUGCUGACUGAAGAUGCAUACAAGAAAUACGUCAAAUCACUUGAAGAGUGAGCUCUUUGUAGACUGUGUCCCAGGUAGAAAGUCUUGUAUAGGUGCAGAGUAACAGUUAAUGGACGGUCUCCAACUUGCUGCCAGUGGAAAUGUCAUACCACCACCAAUAACUCCUUUAUUUUUUUUAAACCAACUCUCCCUCAACAGUAUCUCGUGUUAAAAAAAAAAGACAUUUGAAAAGUUGCAGGACUGUCCUGCCUAACACUUUGCACACCUGCAACUUUUUUUUUUCAUGACUUCAAUUUACAGUAAAAAAACUAAACUAACCUUUUAUAAACCUUCAUUUUUGCAACUUUUUUCUGCUGCUAGCAUUGGCGACAGAAGGAUUUGCCUGGAUGGCUUUGAAGCAAGCCACAAAUGAAGGCUAGUCCUUGUGUGCUGGACUUGAUUACUUUCAGAUACAAAUGUUCUCCCACUAUUGGAAAUCUGUGUCAACACUAAUUAAGGUUUAGAAACAUUGUAUUUCUUGCUGAUGUUUCCAAGGAUAAUACUUUAUAAUAAAUACAAAUGUAUCAACAAUUUGUGCUGUAGAGCUGGGAUUUAUAUAUUUUGAUGAGUACUUCACAACAGUAACUGGUAUUGGAUUGGCAAUGUUCUGCCAUCAGACAUUUUGAGGCCCCUACAGGGGCUGCCCUCUUACAGACAUUAAGAGCUGUGGCAUGUAAUGUGUGUGUUUAGGGAAUAUAGGGGAUUUUGUUUGUAUACUGGAUGCAACGUGUGUAUGUGAUGGUGUCUGUAAGAGAUGCAGUAUGUAGAUUGCAAGUUUGUUUGGGCAGGGCCCUCUGUAUGUUAUACAAAUUUUGUUUCCUGUUAGACAGCGCUAUAACAAUAAAUUUGUGUACAUCUGCCUGCCUUUGUGGGAUGUGAUAGGGGCUGUUAUCUGUGGGUGACAGGUUGUUUUUUUUUUUUGUUUGUUUUUUUUCUCUUUUAUGAUUCUGCCCAUUCCAUGCCUAUUACAUGUGCCAGGGAGAGGAGACACUCAUUCCUUGGUGGUCCAAUGAGCGCUGUUUGCACUCUGCCAGCUGCCUAGGAUAUUUAUGCUGUUUGAAUAGCGACAAUGUAGGCUAAAAUAGCAGAGUUUAGUCAAUAUCUUGUUUAACAAAAAGCAGGAGGCCUGCACUUGAUGCUUUUGAUUUCUCAAGGACACGUCGGAAAUAUUCAGUGAUGAUUCCCUUUUAUUCCAGAAGUUGUCCUUAAGGGGUUAAGUGUUCUUUGCUACACCCCCUCUUUGAAAGGGGUAUACAGACUUUUUCAAUAAAGUGCAGCAUGUGAGAAGCUUUAGUAUCUGUGCUGCCUCCCUAGUGGUAGAAACUAGUAUAACAGGCCAUGAAGAUUUUAUAUUUUUCUUUACUACUUCAUCCUAAGCUAAAACUUUAUAUAGGGAUAAUUAAUAUUUUUAAAAGAAUUUGAGCAGUUAUUUUUGUGUAACUCCAAUACCAACUCACACCACUACGUUAAUGUUUUGUAAAAUUACAGCUGAGAUGAAAAAGAAUCAGAUUUAUGGUUAAAAACUUAGUAUUUUAGUUAUUUACAAAUACUUUACCUACAAUAAAUAUUCUUUUAGAUUAAAAGAAAUAAAAAGAAAAGUGUGGCACAUCUGUCAAUUGGCAAGAUGGAAAUAAGCCGGUGGGAUAACUGUGAAGGAGUCACUUUUUGUGGUUCUUCGGCUCUUGUUUUUGUUUUCCUUGGGCAGAGGGAGACCCUCCAAAAGCCUGGUAGUCCGCUCUCGUCUGUCAUACAUCUGAGCCACCUCAUUAAUGGUGCUUGCUGUGAAAUGCCUUUCAUUCAUGUAAGCAAUGGUCUCAUCACGCUUGCGACCUACGUACCCUUUAAGCACAGUGUUGUAUGGAUUGUCCUUUGCAGAGGGCUGCAAAGUCUUGUAUUUGAACUCCUUUCGGGUGAUAACAGGCAACAGGAAGCAACCAGUUUGGUUCUUGAUGACAUCUCCACCUGAAUGUCCCAAAGUUGAGGCUAGAAGAUGAUCUGGGAUGGGUAUCAUGUCACAUCCAGAAAACUCAUCUAUAUAUUCCACAUGUUUCUGACGAACUUCAACAACAUCUUUUAGUGACUGUUCCCGACGUUCUUCUAAAUCCAUAACUAAUCGAUGGGGGUAGUUUUCCCCUAGAAUUACACCUGCC
Messenger RNA from Pelobates cultripes (western spadefoot toad), 21448 nucleotides. The record is from the annotation of a GenBank genome assembly. Lineage: Eukaryota; Metazoa; Chordata; Amphibia; Anura; Pelobatidae.